AUGUCGGUCACCGUCAAGUGGGAGUUUGAGGAGCUGGAUGCCCAGAAUCGCUGGCAGCAGCUGUACUUGGAAAUUCAAAAUGAAUCCCAUGACUAUCCUCAUAGAGUGGCCAAGUUUCCAGAAAACAGAAAUCGAAACAGAUUCAGAGAUGUGAGUCCAUAUGAUCACAGUCGUGUUAAACUGCAAAAUACUGAAAAUGAUUAUAUCAAUGCUAGUUUGGUUGACAUAGAAGAGUCACAAAGGAGUUACAUCUUAACCCAGGGGCCUCUUCCUAAUACAUGUUGUCAUUUCUGGCUCAUGGUUUGGCAGGAAAAGACCAAAGCAGUAGUCAUGCUAAACUGAGUUGUAGAGAAAGAAUCGGUUAAAUGUGCACAGUAUUGGCCAACAAAAGAUGACCAAGAGAUGAUGUUUAAAGAAACAGGAUUCAGUGUGAAGUUCUUAUCAGAAGAUGUGAAAUCAUACUAUACAGUACAUCUACUACAAUUAGAAAAUAUCAAUAGUGGUGAAACCAGAAAAAUAUCUCAUUUUCAUUAUACCACCUGGACAGAUUUUUGGGUCCCUGAAUCACCAGCUUCAUUUCUCAAUUUCUUAUUUAAAGUAAGAGAAUCUGGCUCCUUGAACCCUGAGCAUGGGCCCAUGGUGGUUCACUGCAGUGCUGGCAUCGGGUGAUCUGGCACCUUUUCCUUAGUAGACACCUGUCUUAUUUUGAUGGAAAAAGGAAAUGAUAUUAACAUUAAGCAAGUGGUGCUGAAUAUGAGAAAAUACCGAAUGGGACUUAUUCAGACACCAGAUCAACUCAGAUUCUCAUAUAUGGCUAUAAUAGAAGGAGCGAAGUUUAUAAAGGGAGAUUCAAAUAUACAGAAACAGUGGAAAGAACUUUCUAAGGAAGAUUUAUCUCCUGCUUUUGAUCAUUCCCCAGCCAAAAUAAUGACUGAAAAAUACAAUGGGAACAGAAUAGGCUUAGAAGAAGAAAAACUUACAGGUGGCAGGUGUACAGGACUGUCGUCUAAAAUGCAAGAUUCUGUAGAGGAAAAGAGUGAGAGUGUUCUACGGAAACGUAUUUGAGAGGACAGAAAAGCUACCACAGCUCAGAAGGUGCAACAGAUGAAACAUCUAAAUGAGACUGAACGAAAAAGGAAAAGGUGGUUAUAUUGGCAACCUAGUCUCACUAAGAUGGGGUUUGUGUCAGUCCUUUUGGCUGGCACUUUUAUUGGCUGGGCACUGUUUUUUCAACAAAAUGUCCUAUAA
Molecule: messenger RNA, 1248 nt
Organism: Orycteropus afer afer
Lineage: Eukaryota; Metazoa; Chordata; Mammalia; Tubulidentata; Orycteropodidae
Product: tyrosine-protein phosphatase non-receptor type 2-like
Biological process (GO): protein dephosphorylation
Molecular function (GO): protein tyrosine phosphatase activity
Source: RefSeq, a predicted model, not a curated record